Messenger RNA from Engraulis encrasicolus (European anchovy), 1649 nucleotides. RefSeq lists its product as uncharacterized. The transcript is spliced from 5 exons. NCBI's taxonomy places the organism in Eukaryota, Metazoa, Chordata, Actinopteri, Clupeiformes, Engraulidae. The record is from RefSeq and is a predicted model, not a curated record. Bases 46 to 1572 code for a protein of 508 amino acids.
UGAGUUUGGUGGUGUGGACAACACAGCUUGGUUUCUGGGACUGCUAUGAUGUUCAGGUUCUCUUGGAUUUGCCUCCUCUUGGUGCAUGGCAUCUGCUCUCAGCAGCUACACCAAGGGAUGGGCUUUCCCCAAGGUUUUGGGUUUCUGGGCUCCAUGAAGGCAAUGAGUGAUCUUGAUGCAACUAAGAGUGGAGCUAAUCCAAGUACCAGUGAACCUGUAACGGGCAAUGUUGGUGGAGCUAAAGGAUCCACCACUUCCACUCAAGACAUGGUACAGAUGCCAGGACACUCAAAUGGGGGCCCAGGUAUCCCAUGGAUGGCAGUUCCCAUGCUUCAAACAGGCUUCUAUGGCAUGCACCAGGCAGGCCAGCAGGGGGCUUCAUCUGGCGCUACUGGUGGGGGUCAGAAAACUCAGUCUGUCAGCCAGACAGUCCAGGCCCCGGCAAUGAUGAGUCAGGUGACUAUGCAAAUGCCAAAGCAGCAGACCCAGGCCCCAACCCAGAUGUCCCAGGCGCCUGUUCAGAUGUCUCAACAGCAAGUCCAAAUGCCCCAGGCUGCAGCACCCCAACAGCAGGCUAAGGUGCCCCAAAGCAGCUCCUCUUCAGUUCCCAUGCUUCCAACAGGCUUCUAUGGCAUGCACCAGGCAAGCCAGCAGGGGGCUUCAUCUGGCGCUACUGGUGGGGGUCAAAAAACUCAGUCUGUCAGCCAGGCAGUCCAGGUCCCAGCAAUGAUGGCCCAGGUGGCCAUGCAGAUGCCAAAGCAGCAGGCCCAACCCCCAGCCCAGAUGUCCCAGGCCCCUGUUCAGAUGUCUCAACAGCAAGUUAAAAUGCCCCCGGCUCCAGCUCCCCAACAGCAAGUCCAAAUGUUCCAGGCUGCAUCACCCCAACAGCAUGGUAAGGUGCCCCAAGGCAGCUCCUCCACAGCGUCUGCUUCCACUGGGAGUAGCUCAUCAGGUAUGGCCCAGAUGUACCAGGUCCUUGCUCAGAUGGCCCAACAGCAAGCCCAGGCCCAGAUGCAGGCUGCAGCUCAGAUUGCACAACAGCAAGCUCAGGCCGCAGCUCAAAUGGCCCAGGCGCCAGUCCAGAUGACCCAACAACAAGCCCAGGCGCCAGUCCAGAUGUCCCAGGCGCCAGUCCAGAUGUCCCAGGCGCCAGUCCAGAUGUCCCAGGCGCCAGUCCAGAUGGCCCAGGCGCCAGUCCAGAUGGCCCAGGCUUCAGCUCACCAACAGCAGGCUAAGGUGCCACAGGCUGCAGCUUCUGUGAGUUCAGGCCCUACUGGUUCCACAGGUGCAGCAUCCCCUUCAGCUGGGGCUGAGGCUGCCUCAUCAAGCCAAGAUCGCUUUAUCACUCUAACCGCACCAUCAGGCUUCCAAACCACUUAUGUUGUGCGGUCUUUCCAUCGCUACUCGCGAGGCAAGAGGGUCUUUUCCCAAACCACCUACAUCCCCCUGGACUUCCCUCCUCCUAUUGAGACUGCUGAUCCUGAACAGAAGACCCAGGAUGGAAGAGAGCCUGAUGCUCCUGCACCAGCUGAUGCGAAAGGCCAGGCUGUACUCCCUGCAAGGAAGGGAUGAGUCGCUGUUCCCCAAGCUCGGGAGUGCAAUUUGUAUGGAUAAGUGCAUUGAAUUGAAUAAAUGGGCAAUUUUAAAUA